CCCAGUGUGAUUGGAUGGCAAUGGAACAAAUCUGAGUUCAUCCCUCCUCCUCCAGGACCAAUAUGUACACCAGGUCCGCGCACAUUUUCCGCAACUGGACUCGUUGCAUUGACAGAACAGAGGCGGAUUCAGUCCCAGGGACCGAGUCUUGUUCAUUUUUUUUAAAAAAAAACUGUUAUCAGGACCUCUUUUUUUUUUCUUGCAGCCUUUUAAAAGAAGGUGAACUUGGAUUUUUCAAGAUGCCCAGGUCCUUUCUCAUCAAGAAGCAUUUCUCCACCAGCAAAAAGCCAAACUACAGCGAACUCGACAGCCAGACAGUGAUCAUCUCGCCCUUCCUGUACGACACGUACCCGCUGCCGGCCAUCCCGCAGCCCGAGCUCCUGGCGAGCGGGGCCUACUACCCGGCUAUCGUGUGGGACGCCGGGCUGCUGUCCAGCCUGUGCUCGGCCGACCGGGGUGGGGGCGCGGCCCGGCCCGGAGGACAGCCCAGCGACCCCCCGCCGGCCGGCGGCCCGCCCGAGCGGCACCGGCGCGCCCACGACUUGGCGUCGCUGUCCAGCGCGGAGGAGGAGGAGGAGGAAGAGGAAGAAGAGGAGGAGGAAGAGGAGGAGGAGGAGCGCGAGGGGAAGGCCUCGGAGGCCCUCAGCCCCGACUCGCCGUCGUCGUCGGCCUCGUCGUCGUCGUCGUCCUCGGCGGCCGAGGCCGAGAAGUUCCAGUGCGGACAGUGCAGCAAAUCCUACUCCACCUUCGCGGGACUCUCGAAACACAAACAGCUGCACUGCGACCCCCAGAGCCGGAAGGCCUUCAGCUGUAAGUACUGCGAGAAGGAGUACGUGAGUCUCGGGGCCCUGAAGAUGCACAUCCGGAGCCACACGCUGCCCUGCGUCUGCAAGAUCUGCGGGAAAGCCUUCUCCAGGCCCUGGUUACUGCAGGGCCACAUCCGCACCCACACCGGAGAAAAGCCAUUUUCCUGUCCUCACUGCAACAGAGCGUUUGCAGAUCGAUCCAACCUCAGAGCUCACCUGCAGACUCAUUCAGAUGUUAAAAAGUACCAGUGCAAAAACUGUUCCAAGACUUUCUCCAGAAUGUCUCUCCUUCACAAACAUGAAGAAACGGGAUGCUGUGCAGCUCGCUGAGAAAUCGCCGACUUUUCCAAACAAGAACUCUAGUUUAGCAAACCUCUGUAUGCAUGUCUGUCCAUCACAUAUUGGUUAAAACGCAGAGGACCUUACUUUGUCCUGAUUUUUAUUUAUUGCUAUAAAAACUUAAUUGCCAGCAUUCUGUUUCUGUGCAUCAGGAGCUACCACAUUUGGGGGGUCAGGAAGUCAGACCGAAACUCUUUUGAGAACGCAGAGAAUUAAGGGCUCUCUGGCACAUCCAGUAUUCAAGUGCAACAUGAAUAAUCGAAAGAGAUUCUUUCUCUUCGAGGUGUAACUAUGCAAUACGUUUUCGUUUGUUUAAGGGCUGCUGAUCUUGAAAUGUUCUCAGCUGAACAUUGAAGCCUUGCAAGAUUUGUGCAAUGGGGUUUAACAGGCGUUCCUUGCCGUUUUGAAAAAAGGUUACUGUUUUACAGGCAAGCUAUGUACUGAAGCACCUGUUAAUAUGAACCUUAACAACUGCUUUUCAAAGUAAGUGUGACUAAUGACAAGCAGUUGUCACAUGUUACAAUGCAGGCUUAGAUAAAUGCCUGGCUAUUGACAGGUGUGUGCCAAACGACGUAUGGCUAUCGACAGGUGCCUGGUCAAUACAUCUUUUUCUAUACAGUGUUUGUACACAAUUGUCACAAUAUAUAUUUGUUUACAUUACAAGGGUACACUGGUAUUACUCUUUGUAUACUGUAAUUUUUUAAGUGACAGUUUUGUAUUGCUGAGACUUUUACUUGUACAUUAUGUAAAGAAUAUGCAAUAAACAAUUGUUUUUACAAUUA
This is a messenger RNA of Callorhinchus milii (elephant shark), 1927 nucleotides long. RefSeq names its product protein snail homolog Sna. Lineage: Eukaryota; Metazoa; Chordata; Chondrichthyes; Chimaeriformes; Callorhinchidae. The record is from RefSeq and is a predicted model, not a curated record. The transcript is spliced from 3 exons. Gene Ontology annotation, biological process: regulation of DNA-templated transcription. The coding region runs from base 63 to 1136 and encodes 357 amino acids. Gene Ontology annotation, molecular function: RNA polymerase II cis-regulatory region sequence-specific DNA binding; DNA-binding transcription factor activity, RNA polymerase II-specific.